Molecule: messenger RNA, 4384 nt
Organism: Microtus oregoni (creeping vole)
Lineage: Eukaryota; Metazoa; Chordata; Mammalia; Rodentia; Cricetidae
Product: RNA-binding protein 41
Exons: 9
Coding region: 47-1423 (458 amino acids)
Biological process (GO): mRNA splicing, via spliceosome
Cellular component (GO): U12-type spliceosomal complex
Molecular function (GO): U12 snRNA binding; pre-mRNA intronic binding
Source: RefSeq, a predicted model, not a curated record
GUCUGGGGCCUGUUUGCCCAAGUUAGUGAUAGGGGCCUGCGGAAACAUGAAGAGGAUAAAUAGCUGUGUGAAGAAUGAAGAGCAUGUCCUGGAGGAGUUGGAAACAGAAGGUGAGAGGCAGCUGAAGAGCCUCCUUCAACAUCAACUUGAUACCUCUGUCUCCAUUCAAGAAUGUGUCUCUAAGAAAGAGAGCUUUGCCCCGGGUACCAUGUACAAGCCCUUUGGGAAGGAAGUAGCCGGGACAAUGACUUUAUCCCAGUUCCAGACACUACAUGAAAAAGACCAGGAAACCGCUUCUCUCAGGGAACUAGGGCUCAAUGAAACAGAAAUACUGAUCUGGAAAAGCCAUGUUUCAGGUGAAAAGAGGACAAAGCUGAGGGCCACCCCUGAAGCAAUACAGAAACGGCUUCAAGAUAUUGAAGAAAGGAUCUCAGAGCGCCAGCGCAUCCUUUGCCUGCCACAGAGGUUUUCAAAGAGCAAACAACUGACCAGGCGAGAAAUGGAAAUUGAAAAGUCUUUAUUUCAGGGAACUGAUCGUCACUCCUUCCUUAAGGCUCUUUAUUACCAAGCAUACCACAAAAAGACAAGUGCAGACAAGUACAUGACCUCAAUGAAGAGGAAGAUAAAAUUAGGCACAAAAGGCAAGUCGAGAGUUGUACUGGGGAGGCUUUGUAGAACUUCCAUAUCUCUUUGUCUUGAUCCAGAUGAACCCCCAAAGAAGAACAAAGGUGAUCCCAUGAACAACCUGGAAAGUUUUUACCACGAGACUAUAAUGAAAAAGCGUCUUGAAGAGUUCCAACUUAUGAGAGGUGAACCCUUUGCUUCCCACUCACUGGUCUCAGCUACAUCAGUGGGUGAUAGUGGCACAGCUGAGAACCCAUCACUCCUCCAGGACAAGGGAAAGCAGGCAGCACAGGGUAAAGGCCCCAGUCUCCAUGUGGCAAAAGUUAUUGAUUUUCCACCUGAGCAGUGUUGGACUGGGCCUAAGAAGCUGACGCAACCAAUAGAGUUUAUCCCUGAAGAUGAGAUCCAGAGAAACCGUUUAUCAGAGGAGGAGAUCCGAAACAUCCCUAUGUUUUCUUCAUAUAACCCAGGGGAACCAAACAAGGUGCUAUACCUGAAGAACCUUAGUCCUCGGGUGAAAGAAAGGGACCUUAUCUCAUUAUUCGCUCGCUUCCAGGAGAAAAAAGGACCACCCAUUCAGUUCCAAAUAAUGACUGGACGCAUGAGAGGGCAGGCUUUCAUCACCUUUCCCAAUAAAGACAUAGCAUGGCAAGCAUUGCAUCAAAUAAAUGGAUAUAAACUUCAUGGGAAAAUAUUGGUGAUAGAGUUUGGAAAGAACAAACAGCAACAGCCAGCUGUCCAGGGUGCUUCCCUUAUAACAUCUGCUACAGAUAGCAGUACAGAAAUCAGUGGUAGCUAGAAUACAUAUCGACACACGUACAUACACAUUUGGAUAUAUGUAUGUGUAUAAACACACACUCCUAUCUUUCUUUUAUCGUAAUCUAAAAUCUAGGAUAUAUAUAUACAUAGAAGUUUGUUUUUGGCCGGGCGGUGGUGGCGCACGCCUUUAAUCCCAGCACUCGGGAGGCAGAGGCAGGCGGAUCUCUGUGAGUUUGAGACCAGCCUGGUCUACAAGAGCUAGUUCCAGGACAGGCUCCAAAACCACAGAGAAACCCUGUCUCGAAAAACCAAAAAAAAAAAAAAAAAAGAAGUUUGUUUUUAAAGUGAAGAGGAAAUAUUAGAAAGACAGUAAUUAGGACAGUGGCUUUCCACAUUUAAAGAGAAUUGUUAUAAAAAUUUCCCAUAAUUAAAUACUGUAUAAUCUAGAAAAUGACAAUAUAAAAUUGACACUAUCCUGAGUAUUAAAGAUAAUAAUCAUGCACUAUAUAGGGUAGAAAGUACCCUGAGCAUUAAGAUCAUAGAAAACCUUUAAUUCUCAGGGUAAGUUACAUUAUUGUUCCUGAAGAUUCUUUAAAAUUUUUGCAGUCUUUAAUGUUUAGUCCAAAUACUUUUUCUGAGACUGUUUCCUGUAUACAAAGAUUUGAAACUAAUUCAAUGUUAAAAUAUUUAUUUACUAGAACUCAUUGUGUUUUGUCAGAACUUUAAACAGUUAUAGUAGGGAGAUUCAUGAGUUGAUCAACAUAUUUAAUGAUUGCUUACACUGAGUUUUCACAGUCCUCAAAAAGAUAUAUAUUAUAUAUCUAUAUAUCUAUAUAUUAUAUAUACAUAUAAUGCUGGCUUCUUUUAAGCCAAAAUAUUGGUAAUCUCAUGAUACUAUUAAAUUCAAAACAAUAGACAUUAAACAUGGAGUAACUGCCUAAUACAUAUUAAACAUUAGAUAUAUGAACUUUAAAGAGGGAACAAACUAGCAGAGAAUACUAUAGGGACAGGAAAGAAAGUUCUAUACUUUAGAAGAAAUGCAUCCUGCCUCAAACUCCUAGUGAUUUGUUUAUAGUUGUUGAAGAAUAGAAACACAAUAUGGUAUAGACUAGGUAGUACCAACUUUGGAGUCAGACCUGUGAUCCUCAUAGUCACACAUGUUUACCAACUUCAAAAGCCACUUAAUCUGAGCCUCAUUGAUCUCAUCUGUACAGUAGAGUAAUAUUGCUCCUUACCUCACUGAGUAAGGGUUAAAUGAGAUUAUACCAUCCAAGGGGGAAAAGUGAAGGAAAUGUAGGAAACUCCAUUAAGCACAUCAAACAAUAUAUAAUAAGAAUUUCAUUUCAAAAGGGAGAAAGGUGCAUAAAUACCGCAAGACAGCCAGGUGGUGGUGCCGCAAGCCUUUAAUCCCAGCACUUGGGAGGCAGAGGCAGGUGGAUCUCUGUGAGUUCAAGGCCAGCCUGGUCUACAAAGUGAGUUGCAGGACAGCCAGGACUGUUAUACAUAAAAACCCUGUCUCAAAAAAAAAAUACUGCAAGAGGACCAUGGCUUAGUAAGUAAAGAUACUCACCACCAAGCAUGAAGACCUGAGUUCAAACCCUAGGACCUACAUGAGAGAAGGAGAGAAACAGUUCCAGGAACUCUUCUGAGAUACACUACUACAACAUGGAAGAACCCUGAGAAUAUGUUCAGUGAAAGAAGCCAGUCACUGCUGAAGGAAAAUUGUAGGACUCAAUGUAGAUGUAGAUGAAGUAUCCCGAAUUGGUCACACACACACACACACACACAGAUAAAGGGUAUGUAGGGAUAACUAGAGUGGAUGGGAAGUCUUUGCAAGUAGAUGAAAAUGUUCAUAAAUUUCAUUAAUACUUGUAUAGCAAUGAAUAUACCAAGUGGAUGAAUUUUGUGGCAUAUGAGUCUCAGUGAAACUCACAAAAAUAGGAACUUGGACAUUAUCCAAAUGUCCAUCUGUCAACACGAAUGACUUAUGGCACAUCCAUUUAGUGGGAUACAAUGAAGCCAUUAAAACAGUGGACUCGAUCUAUGAAUAUAUUGUGACUUGUACCAAGUUUUUAUAUUAAGUUAUAAACUAAGAUGUAUGUAUGUAUGAGAUGUAUGUAUAGUAAGGAUACAUUUUUAAGCAAAUAGUUCAUGUGUAUAGUUUGUAGAGAUAAUUUCAAAAUCAAUGUAGGAAAGAAAUAAGGAAUGUGUAUAAUAAGCUGUAAACCUUCUGGAAGUAGGACUGUACAAGCUGAAAAGACACCUUCACCUUGUGUUGUGGUUCGGAGUGUUUUUUACCUUUUUCAAUAUUUUUUAAAUUAAAAUAAUUUUUAAAUAUUCUUACAAACACUUAGCUUCCAGAAUAUUUGUCAGAACCACUCUGAGGAUUUCUGACUUCACUCAGGACAAACUUCUAUUCAUUUGCUAUAUUGCUCACAUGAUUAACGCUCCAAUUUUUGAUAAUGUGUAAGGGAUGAGAAGUGAAGGACCCUGGUUACAGCUUCUUGCACAGUUACCCAGGGAUGUACUUCUCAGCCAGGAUUCCCAGAAGGGACUCCUUCGUCUUAGGUGGAAAACCUUACCUCCUCCUCACUAGACCUACAGACCACAUACAAAUGGAGAAAACUAAAAUCGAAGAUACCUUUCAACUGGUGCAGAGAUACAGAAACUGGUGUAUCCAGAUGAUGAAAUUCUACUCAGCAAUAAAAACUAAGGAACCAUAUAUGCAACAACUUGGAUAAAUCUUAAAUGUAUUUUGCUAAGUAGAAGCCAGACUCAAAUGGCUGCUUACUGUUAUAUUUCAUUUGUGUGUUUUCUGGAAAAGGUGAAGCAAUAAGGCAGAAAAAUCAGGAGAUACCAAGUGUUGGAACAAGGGAUUUUUUUAGUAAUGGGAACUUUAUGUUGUUUAUAGUUAAAAUGUGUAUGUGUUUGUUAAACUCAGAAUUAUACACCAAAAGAAUGAAUCUUAAUGUGUGAUUUUUUAAAAAAAAAAUAAAAGUAA